GGGGUGUUUAUGUAAAAUGAAGCAAUCUAAUCUAACCUCCCACUACCAUAAAUAUGAGAAGAUAAGAACAAAACUUCCACCCAAACGGAAAGUAGAAACCACCACUGUCGCUGUUCGCAUGCCCGCUCGUCGAAACCGUUGAAAAGGCCGGUUAUGACUGUUACUUAACGCCACACUCGCGUUCCUCUCCAGUCUCCACCCAACAUCUCUCUCUCUCUCUUGUUCGUUUGCUCGCUUAAACUCUAUUUUAACAUUUCGAACGCCAGAUUUUUCUCCAAGCCAUCUCUGCUAUCUCCCUCUUUUGUCUCGGUACCGUGCUUGUGAAGAGAGGUCAUGGAGUCGGAGAGCCAGUUCUCCGGUGACGAUUCCAGCCGCAACCUCGGUGCAAGUACUGUCAGGAAAUCGGCCAUCGUGAAACAGACAAUUGAACUCAUCCAGUCCGAGGAUACAGAAUCCAAAAUUCAAGCGGCCAGAGAAAUACGACGUCUCACCAAGACGUCUCAGAAGCACCGACGGCAGUUUUCUGGCGCAAUUGAACCCCUUCUUUCCAUGCUAAAAUCUGACUCCCUCGAAUGUAAAGAAGCUUCUCUUCUCGCCCUACUCAAUCUCGCCGUCAAAGAUGAGAGGAAUAAGAUCAAGAUUGUAGAUGCUGGUGCCCUUGAACCACUAGUCCUUCUUCUUCAGUCAAACAAUUCAAAUUUACGGGAGUAUGCCACUGCAGCUUUGCUCACCCUCUCUGCGUCUGCCAUCAACAAGCCAACAAUAAGUUGUUCUGGCGUCAUUCCUCUCCUAGUUGAAAUCCUUAGAGAUGCAGGCCAACAAGCCAAGAUUGAUGCAUUGAUGGCCAUUUACAAUCUCUCCACUCACCCAGGGAAUCUCAGCAUUAUUCUUUCAGAAAAGGUCAUCCCUCCUCUUGUUAACUUGCUUAAGAACUGCAAGAAAUCUUCAAAAACAGCUGAGAAGUGCAGUGCACUUUUAGAGUCUUUGAUGGGUUUUGAUGAAGGGAGAACUGCAUUGACAUCUGAAGAAGGUGGAGUGCUUGCAGUUGUUGAAGUUCUCGAGAAUGGAUCUUUCCAAAGCCGAGAACAUGCAGUUGGUGCUCUUCUGACAAUGUGUGAGAGUGACAGAUGCAGAUAUAGGGAGCCAAUUCUUAGUGAAGGCGUCAUCCCUGGUCUCCUUGAACUCACUGUUCAGGGAACACCAAAGUCUAAGUCAAAAGCACAUACCCUGUUGCAGUUACUGAGAGAGUCCCCUUACAGGAGAUCUGAACUUCAACCUGACACACUAGAGAAUAUUGUUUGCAAUAUCGUCUCUCAGAUUGAUGGUGAAGAUUUAAGUGGGAAAGCGAAGAAGAUGCUGGCAGAAAUGGUGCAAGUUAGCAUGGAACAGAGCUUGAGACAUUUACAGCAGAGGGCAUUGUUCGUUGCUUUACAUCAAAGCCAUGGUCACUUAGAGGCAGAGCAGUUAUCCUCUCAUAUGGAGAAGGUUCUUUACAUGCACAUUGUAUCAUCAAGCAACCGGGGAACACAACAGUUUAGAUGUGAACCUGAUAUGAUAAGCUUACGGUAUCUUUGCCCCAAGGAGAAUGAACACUAAUACCAUCAGUAUCUUCUUUUCACAGUUGAGAUUUCAUGUUAAUGUGGGUUCUGAUGGAAAAUGACUUGGAUAUAAGAAUGCCACUCUGGAGUAGUAGCCAUGAAAGAUCACUUUAUUUGGAUACUUGGAACCUUUGUUGCUCAAGUACUUACAGUUCGUUUGAUUUCUAUACUUUUUCUAUUUUCUUCAGGGAGUUUAAUUUUUAUUACUGAGGAAAGAGUAUCACAUGUACAACUGUGACCAAGUACAAUGAGAUGUUGUGCAGCACUAUGGUUGUAAUGUCACCACUCACCAGUAUCAUAGAAUUAUCAGCAAUGCUCAAAAAUAACUUGAAAAUCUAGAGUGAAGAAAAAGAGACAUCUCUGAAGAGAGCUUUAUAACUGCCAUCCAAGACCAAAGAAUGCCAAUUAUCUUGUUUUUUAGGGCAUCUACUGAGCUAGUCUUGUCUUUGAAUAUCUUACCUCUGUGCAAUCUUCUCAUUCCAUUAUCACCCAAAUGAUUGCAGCCAGUGUGGAAGACCAUAAUAAUCUGCCUCUUUUUCUCAAUCCAGACUAGUGCCAGCACCAUACCAUAAGAAUCUGAAUAAGAGUCUCUGGGGAGCUCCAAGUAAGGUGAAAUAUCUUAAAGAUAUAAUGUCAUAAUCCAAGUCAUGAUGAUAGGUCAAGGUGAUCCAUUUUGUUAGGCCUUUUUCUGGGUUUGGUUCUGCAUAUAGCUUCGCAAGCUGAGCUUGGUAGGGUUACAUAUGUUGCAAGAAAUGUCAACUAAAGUUCACAAUGGUCUUGACUCUUCACCAACUUCUUGUGCAUAUUCUAGCACCCAAUGAUCCCAAUCCCAUUAAAAUCUUGUUUCUGGUUAAUAUA
Molecule: messenger RNA, 2456 nt
Organism: Nelumbo nucifera (sacred lotus)
Lineage: Eukaryota; Viridiplantae; Streptophyta; Magnoliopsida; Proteales; Nelumbonaceae
Molecular function (GO): protein binding
Source: RefSeq, a predicted model, not a curated record